Molecule: messenger RNA, 3645 nt
Organism: Colius striatus (speckled mousebird)
Lineage: Eukaryota; Metazoa; Chordata; Aves; Coliiformes; Coliidae
Gene: RP2
Product: RP2 activator of ARL3 GTPase
Exons: 5
Coding region: 73-1134 (353 amino acids)
Biological process (GO): post-Golgi vesicle-mediated transport
Cellular component (GO): periciliary membrane compartment; cilium
Molecular function (GO): GTPase activator activity
Source: RefSeq, a predicted model, not a curated record
CGCUGGCGCGCGCUCCCAGCCCAGCCUCUCCCCUCAGGCCGGCCGGGCGGCGGCGGCGGUGGUGUCGGCGCCAUGGGCUGCCUCUUCUCCCGCCGCAGGAAGCCGGCCCAGGGUGACCAGCAGCAGCAGGCGGCGGACGGCGAGGAGAAGGCGCCGCAGUACAGCUGGGACCAACGAGCUAAGGUUGACCCCAAAGAUUACACUUUUUCCGGCCUUAAAGAUGAAACUGUUGGUCGACUGCCUGGAAAAGUGGCAGGGCAACAAUUUGUCAUUCAGGACUGUGAGAACUGUGGUAUCUACAUAUUUGACCACUCUGCUACAAUCACUAUUGAUGACUGUGUGAACUGCCAAAUCUUUUUAGGACCCGUAAAAGGCAGUGUGUUUUUCCGUGACUGCAAAGACUGCAAAUGUGUGGUGGCCUGCCAACAAUUUCGCACUAGGGACUGCAGAAAGCUGGAGGUGUUCUUGUGCUGUGCCACCCAGCCCAUUAUUGAGUCCUCCACAGGUAUGAAAUUUGGAUGUUUCCAGUACUAUUAUCCUGAGCUUGCUUUACAAUUCAAAGAUGCUGGAUUGAGUAUCUUCAAUAACACAUGGAGCAAUGUCCAUGACUUUACCCCUGUGUCAGGAGAAAAUAAUUGGAGCCUUUUGCCUGAGAAUGCUGUCGUCCAAGAUUAUGUUCCUCUGCCCAGCUCUGAGGAGUUCAAAGCUGUCAGAAUUUCUACUGAUGCUACAAAGAGCAUAAUACCAGUAACUCGGGGGCGGAGACAGAAAUGCAGUGAUGAAUCGUGUUUGGCUGUGUUUUUUGCUGGUGACUACACAACUGCAAAUGCUAGGAAGUUAAUUGAUGAGAUGACUGUUAAAGGCUUUCAACUGGUACAGACUAAAGAACUCUCAAUGAAGACAGAGGAUGCUCACAGAGUUUUCCAGCAGUGUGCGUCGGAAUUCAUUCCACUGCUUGAAAAAGGUCCAGUGGUUGCUUUGGAGUUCAAUGGAGAUGGGGCUGUGGAAGGAUGUCGAAGCACUAUAAAUGAUGUUUUUAGUGAGACCAAGGUUUUUGUAUCAGAGAGCAAGGCAUCAGCGUCUCAAGACGUAGACAAUUUCUACAACUUUGCUGACAUGCAGAUGGGAAUGUGAAGUUUAACAUGAAGGUGUUCGUGGAUGGUUUGUCUUGGCACUUUGAAGUCACUUAGUUUGAAUGUUGCAGUAGUAUCUUGAGUUCCGACAUUUAGUUUUGUAUUUGUCAUCUAUCCCUUUCAUAAGGCUAUUGGUGGCUUCAAUACCAUGUUACCUGAAUGGAAGAGGAUGGUAUAGCUCCCCAUGUGCGUUGUGUUUGAAGCUCGGAUAUAAACUCCAGAAACAAUGGAUGUUUACUACUAACUAUUUACAGUUUAACUAUUUCAAGACACUUGAAUAUUUCUUGUCAACAUCUACAUAUUUGAAAAGUGAAAUGCUCAUCCAAAUUUGAUGCAGUAUUGAUUGUUAUCUUUAACUCCGAUGCAUUGUUUAGAAAGUGCAUUUAUGUCAAACUUGGUGUUUAAAAUUUUCACAGGUGCAAAUUUGUCUUCAUUGGAGGCCAAAGAAGAAGCUGUAGUCAUCAACUUUUUCUUGAAAAUCUAGUCUGAAAUGAAUUCUCCUUAUAGCAUGCUUUCAGAAGCAGUGCAUGACUUAUUCUGGCUUAUUCUGCUUCAGCAUCUUCUUUGAAAAAAGUAGUUUGCAGCAGCAUUUCUGCUGAGAGUCAUUCCAGCAUUCUGGUAAGUGAGCACUUGCCAGGCUCCUCUGCUGAAUUCUGAUUGAGGUGAAUUCUGAGCAGGAAUACUCUGCUGAAGAUGCUCUAAGGUUCAUUCAGAGUCUCUGGCAAUACAACUGCCUCUGAUAUUUCCACGUCAUAUAUGGGAUAUACACGAGGUUCCCUUAGACUUGGAACAACAAGCCUCUAUCACCAUUGGUGUUUGCUAGAAGGGACAUAGGGCAAUCAGGAGACAGAGAUAGUCUCUAAUGGCAUUAAAAAAAAGCUCUUCCUUGCUAGACCCCAAGAAAAGGCUUUUACAUCCAGUAGUAGUACUGCAAAUUUGACUGUACAGUACUACAUACUCCUGUAGGGUUUAUUUUGGGUUAAUUCUAAAAACUGACUGAAGAAGUGCUACUAGUGUUUUGGGAGAUGCAUUUGAAUAAUGAUCAGGAAGGAUGCUUAUUGCUAUAUAAUGCAUAUUAGAGUGCAAAUCUAUAUGUAUAUGAAAUACAAGCUUUAUUUCUUUUUGCAUAUUACAUUACAUCCUUUCUAAUUUUUCUACAUGGACUUAAAGCUUAUGUCCAGGUUUACAAGCCCUCUGUAAUACUUGAACAGAUUGUGAGUGCAGAUGCACAACCUCAGAUUUCUUAAUUAAAAUUGUGGCUUGCCAGUUUAUGUAGCCUUUACAAUCCAUUUCAUGGACUGAGGCUGUGUUGAGGUGCUAAUGCAAUAAUUUGCUUAUUAUGGUCGUCUGUCAAAAGGGAAGAUCUUGUGCAUGUUAACUGAAAAUGAGUCUCAACUCAUCAGUUUCACAGCUCUGGAGCUCCAAAAGUAGGUGGCUAAAACCACAUCUCUUUCUGAUUUUUUUUUUUUUUUUUUUUUUUUAGAAUUAGUACACAAAAGAACCUGUUUUCCUGAAAUGCAUAAUUCUGUCAUGCCCAAGAGGUGUUCUGAGAUGCCAUUUUGUUGCUAUUAGGCAAAUGUUUGCCCUUAGUUUAAUCUAUAUAUCAAGAAUAUAUCCUUAGCACCUUUUGUUAUUCAUAGAUUAAAUGAGAAUAUCUCCUGAAGUCACCAAACCAUCUGUGUACUGAAGGUAAGAAAAAUGUCACUUUUGUGUAAUGUUUUUAUUCAAUAAAGUGAAAUAAAACCAAACUGCCAUCAGAUUCUGACUGGUAGUAGAAAAUUACCCCUUAUUUGCACUUAGCCAGCCUGGAUUUUAUUUUUCACACGUGUGAGGGAGAGGCUGUGAAAACAGCUAAGUAUCUUUUAUUGGUCUCCAAUGUACUAGUUCAACUCGUCAAUGAACAUUUGCAGUAAUUAUUCUAGACACGUACAGUAAAUGUGUCUUUCUGGUAUGGACAGUACAUUAAAAUUGUGUAAUGUACUUCAGAACUGUCAUUGUGUAAUUUAUCUAAGCAGUGCAUUUAUUGGACCAUCUUGGUCUCUAAACUUUUACACAUAUUUUCAAACUUGUACGCUAAUACAUGAUUAUAUGUAUGUUUAUAAUUUAUUUUUGUAUCUCAACCUGCUCUGGAAAUCAAGUGCUAAAUUGGGUUUUUCGUGACUCCUUUUUCUGGAGGACAGGAUGAUUAAUUGAAAAUUAAUCUAAGAUGGAAACAGUGGAAAAAAAUUUAUAUGUGCUAGGAAGAGCGUUCCUGGCUUCUUUUUCACAUUCAUAGCCUGCUUACCAAUAGAACAGCUUUUAAUUAAAAAAACCAAAAUAAUGAAGGAGUUUCUCAAUCUGUUCUCUUUUGACUUCAAUUUCUUGCUGAGAAGUGUUAGUGCGAACACUUAUAGCCUAAGCGUCAGGAAUUGUAUGUGUUACAGAAUGGUACAUGCUUCGUGUAGUCUGUACGUUUGCCGUGUAAGCUUUUUAUGUCAUUUGUAUUGCACUGUGAAUGUGAUUCAUAAUAAAC